UUAGAGGCACGAUCCAGGGAACGAACGAUACCUUGCGUGCAGAUGGGAACUUCAAUUGUGAGAAAGUAGAAUCCUGAAGAGGGCACAACCCAGGGACAGGGAGAGGAAAAUCCGAGGGAGAAAACCCACAAGCCCGGGUUUGCACCACCAAAUCACACCAACGCAGACCCUGGGAAGGUGGGGAAGAUGGAGGGCGGAGAGGCGCUGGUCGAUAACUUCCGUGCGAUCACAUCUUGCACGGAGGAGGAGGCCCUCUUCUUCCUGAAGAGCCACAACUGGCAGCUCGACUCCGCCAUCUCCUCCUACUACGAAGACCAACAACACCACUCUCCUCCUCUCUCUCCUUCCCCUUCACAGCAACCGACAUCGGCAGCAGCAGCAGCAGCACCUUCUUAUUCUUCUGCGUCGUCUCCUCCUCGCCUUCGUGCGACCCACAUGGCUUCCAGGGACUCCCAGAAGAAGAACACCGCCAAGGGCAAGUCCUCCACCUCCUCUUCUGGAAGGAUCCGUACCCUUUCUGAUCUGGGUCGCGCAUCUGGCUCCGCAUCCUCGGAUGAGAACGACGGGGACGCGCCGCAGGAGUAUUAUGCUGGUGGAGAGAAGAGUGGAAUGCUUGUCCAGGGUCCAACAAAAGGAAAUAGUGACGUGGAUGCAAUAUUUGAUCAAGCUAGACAAUUGGGUGCACUAGAAGGACCAGUUGAUCAGCUUCAGACAUCUUCUAGCUCAAAAAGUUUUACUGGUACUGCAAGGAUUUUAUCAGGAGAGACAGUGCAAGCUCCUCAGACUUCUCAGGAGCCUGAAUCCGUUGUCCACAAUAUUGUAUUUUGGAGUAAUGGAUUCACUGUAAAUGAUGGUCCUUUAAGAAGGUUGGAUGAUCCAGAGAAUGCACCCUUUUUGGAGAGUAUACGCAAGUCGGAGUGUCCUAAAGAGUUGGAACCUGCUAACAGGAGAACUGCUGUCCAUGUUAAUCUCAUUAGAAAGGAUGAAGAUUGCCCUGUCCAAGAGAAGCCUCAUGUACCUUUCCAGGGUGUGGGGAGAACACUUGGUAGUGCUUCUGGCUCCUCUGGAGCUCCUGAGCCUAGGGUGCCAUCAAGUGCCCAAUGUUCCAUAAGUGGCAUCUCAUCUCCAGGUCUGUCUGUUGAUCCGUCACUGCCAUCAACUGCAAUUCAGCUGAGACUUUCUGAUGGAACACGCAUGGUUGCACGAUUCAAUUAUCACCACACUGUUGGGGAUGUUCGCGCCUUCCUUGAUGCUGCAAGGCCAGGCAGUGCACGUUCAUAUCAGCUGCAGGUCAUGGGCUUCCCACCUAAGCUUUUAACUGAUUCUGCACAAACAAUAGAGCAGGCUGGCCUUGCCAAUUCUGUACUUGUUCAGAAGCCUUAGCUCUACUGCAAGAUCAAGAAUGCAGUUUGUCAUGCACGUUCAGCGUGUCCAACAUGAAAAAUGCCUUCCAUAUGACGGCUAAGUUUGUUUUUCUUUUCGAUGGCGGAUUUGGAAUGGGGUAUUAUGGUGAACCGUUGCUUGGCGCCUACAAAGGACUAAACUCGUUUAUUUUUGUUUUGUACUUUGUUGUCGAGCAAAUUUUGUCGACAUGACGAAGUGGAAACGAACAUGAAUUAACCAUACAUGCUUUAUUAAUUUUAGAAAAAGAGGGCUUUUAUGACGUUCUCAUCA
This is a messenger RNA of Nymphaea colorata (pocket water lily), 1674 nucleotides long. RefSeq names its product plant UBX domain-containing protein 4-like. Bases 187 to 1383 code for a protein of 398 amino acids. Gene Ontology annotation, cellular component: cytosol; nucleus. The transcript is spliced from 4 exons. The record is from RefSeq and is a predicted model, not a curated record. NCBI's taxonomy places the organism in Eukaryota, Viridiplantae, Streptophyta, Magnoliopsida, Nymphaeales, Nymphaeaceae. Gene Ontology annotation, molecular function: ubiquitin binding. Gene Ontology annotation, biological process: autophagosome assembly; membrane fusion; nuclear membrane reassembly.